CAUGUAUGUAUGUAUGCACCGGCAUGGUUGAAAAAAAGUGUAAGUAUACUAAUCAGGUCAACAUCGACGACGAGGAGCUUUUGGACCAGGUCAUCAAAGGCAUCCCGGACAAAAGUUUUUGCACACAAGCGCGCAUCCAAUGCUUCACUAGUCCUAGACAAAUGUUAAAGGCAUUUGCUGGAGUACACCUUGAUCAGCAAACUACAAAGAACAUAAACACGGGCACCAGACGUCAUGAGUUGCGAUGCCGCAACUGUAACAUUAAAGGACAUUUGUGGAAGGAUUGCAACAAGACGAUUCGAGCCCGGCCAAGAUGCGUUAUUCGACUAAUUCGACCGGAUCAGCCAGGAGCAGCGGCCCAAAUGAUGACGACUACCCAAGCAAAAGCCGCCUUCAUACAACCCAUCACAACAACAAUUAUCGUGCCUCGUAGAUCUCCAAACUCUAUAAUUAAGAACAAGUUCCUACCCGUCGAAGCGGAAAUAUCUUGAGUCGAUACACCCUAUCACGGCAUUAAUGAAAGCCAACUAAUUAUUUUUGAAAAACAUUAUGUCACUAAGUAAGUGAUUAUAAAAUCACUCAAUCGAACUAAAUUAAAUAUGUAUAUA
Molecule: messenger RNA, 608 nt
Organism: Drosophila willistoni
Lineage: Eukaryota; Metazoa; Arthropoda; Insecta; Diptera; Drosophilidae
Exons: 2
Coding region: 6-491 (161 amino acids)
Molecular function (GO): nucleic acid binding; zinc ion binding
Source: RefSeq, a predicted model, not a curated record